Messenger RNA from Coregonus clupeaformis (lake whitefish), 1923 nucleotides. RefSeq lists its product as uncharacterized. NCBI's taxonomy places the organism in Eukaryota, Metazoa, Chordata, Actinopteri, Salmoniformes, Salmonidae. Bases 205 to 1176 code for a protein of 323 amino acids. The transcript is spliced from 6 exons. The record is from RefSeq and is a predicted model, not a curated record.
AUGACAGUGUAGUUAUCUCCAAAUAAAUAAACACAGACCUCUGCUUUUCAAGGAGUGUGCUCACAAUCCAUCCCUCUCUGCGUGAGUAGUGCGAGGAGAGCUCUUCAGGGGAGGAGUGGUGAGUUCAGCCUCUGAAGUAACUUCGCUCAAACAAACGCAGCAGAGAAGAGGACAGGAGAGGUGCAUUUCGCGAAUUCCUCAAGGAUGGAGAAGGAUUCUCCAGUCAAGCCGUCGGUGGUCGAGCUGGCUGGGAGGUUCAAAGGUCACGUCAUACCGACGCCCACUGCACAUGACGAGAGGAAGCCUGUCAGACGGAGACCUCCUCCGUGCUCCCUGCAGCUUCACAACAUGAAACAUGACCAUGGGGAACUGGAGAAACCCAGCAUCGUCUCUCCACAACCCCCCAAAGUCAAGCUGAAGACUUCCAAGAGCUCCCCCCUCAUCGAGAAGCUGCAGGCAAACCUAGCCCUGUCGCCCACCUCUCUGCUGCCCUCGCCCAAGAGUCCCGAGGUGAAGCUGGCGCCGACGCCCAUCUCCCCCACAACCCCUUGCUUCUCUCCCACAAGCCCUUGCAGCCCCCUCAGCCCCAUCCUGAGGCCCCAACUGUCCAGUGAGGAGGAGGAGCCGGUAUGCUUCGAGAGGCCGGCGGAGGGCCCCCCACUAUCCAGCUUCAACAAGAGUCGAGUUCGGCUGUCCUUAAAGAGGCGUCCGCCCACACGGCAGCACCGGCAGUCACGUGUUGAGGAGGGCGUAGUCUCUGAGGGAGGGUGUGUGUCCCAAGGUGACCCAGACGGCCUCCAGGUGAACGGGGCCGAGGACCAGGUGGACCAAGUGUUUGAGCAGCCAGGUGAGGGUGAGGGUGGGGAUGGGGGGGAGGAGACCCGGGGAAGCCCCCCGUCUCACCCAGACACUCUGACAGAGACUGGAGACAGGGACAGUGAACAGGCCAAAGGGGACCAAGUGCUGGAGGAGGAGACAGGAGAGGCGGCCCCAGCCACCCAGGAUGUGGAGGAGGAAGCUGGGGAGCAGGCCCUAGGUGAGCCCCAGGCUUCAGAUUCUCUGGAGGCCAUAGAGGAGGAGGGGUCUUGUCACCUAUUGUUCCAAAAGAGCUACAACAACCAGACAGAGGAACAGGAGGAUCCACCACAGCCUCGGGAGGGGGAUGAAAACCUCUGAACAAUGUUUACAAAUCACUGUAGAUAGAAAUCAUACAAUCAGUCAAUGGCUGAGUCCCAAAUGGAACCUCCUAUUGCCUUUAUAGUGCACUAUUUUUGACCAGAGCCCUGGUCAAAAGUAGUGCACUAUAAAAGGAAUAAGGGUGUCAUUUGGGACGCAUCCUCAUUAAUUAUGAAACUUGCAUAAUCUGCAUAAUCUUGGUACACAGAACUAAAUCUUGCGUACAUGCCUGUCGUAUUUAAAUGUGUCUGUUGCAAUGGAUAGACAGUCCUCUGCAUAGCUUUGUGUUCAAUCAGAUACCGUUGGAGGUGAUCAUUUCUUGUUUCUGCAGCAGUUUAAAUAAUAGUUCUCUCUAUAGUAUUUGGCCCAGCUGUCUCACCUCUCCUGGUCUCCUCUCCUGGUCACCUCUCACUUCUCCUGGUCACCUCUCACCGCUCCUGGUCACCUCACCUCUCCUGGUCACCUCUCACGGUCACCUCUCACCUCUUCUGGUCACCUAUCCUGGUCACCUAUCACCUCUCCUGGUCACAGCUAUCCUCUCACGGUGACCUCUCACCUCUCCAGGUCACCUCUCCUGUUAACCUCUCCUGGUCAACUCUCUCUCUCCUGGUCAACUCUCUCUCUCCUGGUCACCUCUCACCUCUCCUGGUCACCGCUAACCUCUAACGGUCACCUCUCACUUCUCCUGGUCACCUCUCACUUCUCCUGGUCACCUCUCACUUCUCCUGGUCACCUCUCACCUCUCCU